Molecule: messenger RNA, 5319 nt
Organism: Eptesicus fuscus (big brown bat)
Lineage: Eukaryota; Metazoa; Chordata; Mammalia; Chiroptera; Vespertilionidae
Gene: CEP170
Product: centrosomal protein 170
Exons: 19
Coding region: 774-5228 (1484 amino acids)
Cellular component (GO): centriole
Molecular function (GO): protein binding
Source: RefSeq, a predicted model, not a curated record
CUUAGCCCUGCCUUCAUCCCAUCCUGCUGUUGGACCACCCUACUGACAGCAAGGGCUACCUGCAGGCCUUGACCCUUCUGCAUGAGCUAAGUAAGCAUCCGAUCCUUGAAGCUUCUCAAAGACGCAAAUAACAAGCUCUACACUCUUCACGACGUUGGUCAAAUACAUUCUCAAGAGAAAGCAGCUCUAAAAAUCUUCCAGAGAGCCUAGAUUGUGAAAGGCGGCUCACACUACAAAUCCAAGCAUGCCCAGCCACCCGACCUCCACUUGGAGUUGGCGCACUGCCCGCUGGGAACUGUAGUCCCUGGUAGUUGCGGCGCCCGCUAACGCUGGGGUCCUCCUCAUUGUUCCAGUGAGGUCUUGGAGGCACGCUUGCGCAGUAGGACCUGGGAAAGCCUGCGGGAGACCCUCUGCACAACCCCUUUCAUUGUCUGUUCUUGGCGCCUGCGCAGUAAGAGAUCGCCGGGUCGGAGCCGGAGCGGGGAUAGGGCCGGGCUCCUCGCCCUUCCCCAGGCGCCUGCGCACUGGCCGCCGCUCCUGCCGUUACCGCUAUGUGUGGGGCGUGUGUGGAAUAACGUUAUUGCCCAGCGGAGCCGAGAGGCCGGGAGCUCGAUCGCAGCGACAGCGACAGCGACGACGACCACAAGGGUGCGGGGAGGACGGCGUGUGGAGACUCCCGGGACGCGCCGCGCCCCGCCUUCCCGGACCGGUGCCUCUCUCCGCGGUGAGGGGGAUGAUGUAGCUUUGCCAAAGACUUCGAAGCUAAGCAGAAAAUGAGCUUAACAUCCUGGUUUUUGGUGAGCAGUGGAGGCACUCGCCACAGGCUGCCACGAGAAAUGAUUUUUGUUGGGAGAGAAGACUGUGAGCUCAUGUUGCAGUCUCGUAGUGUGGAUAAGCAGCAUGCCGUCAUCAAUUACGAUGCCCCUGCGGAUGAACAUCUGGUCAAAGAUCUGGGCAGCCUAAAUGGGACUUUUGUGAAUGAUGUAAGGAUUCCAGAACAGACUUAUAUCACCUUGAAACUUGAAGAUAAGCUGAGAUUUGGAUAUGAUACAAAUCUUUUCACUGUAGUACGAGGAGAAAUGAGGGUCCCUGAAGAAGCUCUAAAGCACGAGAAGUUUACCAUUCAGCUCCAAUUGUCCCAAAAAUCUUCAGAACCAGAGUCAUCCAAAUCUGCUUGUGCCAAAAGCGUGGAUUCGAAGGUGGCAGAUCCUCCACCGGAAGUUCAGCACAAAGCCACCGAGGCCCUGAAGGCCGAGGAGAAGGCCCUGGAUACUUCUGCCAUGCCCCGCGGUACUCCAUUAUAUGGGCAGCCUUCAUGGUGGGGCGAAGAUGAGGUGGAUGAAAAAAGAGCUUUCAAGUCAAAUGGCAAACCAGAAGAAAAAAAUCAUGAAACUGGAACCUCAGGGUGCAGCUUAGAUGCCAAGCAAGUUGAGGAACAGUCUGCAGCUGCAAAUGAAGAAGUACUUUUUCCUUUAUGUAGGGAACCAAGUUAUUUUGAAAUCCCUACAAAAGAGUUCCAGCAGCCGUCACAAAUCACAGAAAGCACUAUCCAUGAAAUCCCAACAAGAGACACAGCGAGCUCCCAUACCACAGGUGCAGGGCAUGCUUCCUUUACCAUUGAAUUUGAUGACAGUGCCCCAGGGAAGGUAACGAUUAGAGACCAUGUGACCAAAUUUACUUCUGAGCAGCGCCACAAGUCCAGGAAGUCUUCUGGAACUCAAGACCUGCCGGGCAUUCAGACUGGAAUGAUGGCCCCAGAAAACAAAGUCGCCGACUGGCUAGCUCAGAACAACCCUCCUCAGAUGGUCUGGGAGAGAACCGAAGACGAUUCCAAAAGUAUUAAGAGUGAUGUUCCCGUUUACUUGAAAAGGUUGAAAGGAAAUAAACAUGACGAUGGCACCCAGAGCGAUUCCGAGAACGCUGGGGCGCACAGGCGCUGUAGCAAACGGGCCACGCUGGAGGAACAUCUAAGGCGCCACCAUUCGGAGCAGAAAAAGCUGCAGAAGGCCCUGGCCACGGACAGGCACCAGGACCAGGCUGCCGUGUUUGGAGUGGAUGACAAUCAGGAUUAUAAUAGGCCUGUUAUCAAUGAGAAGCAGAAAGACCUGAUUAAAGACUGGGCCCUCAGUUCUGCCGCAGUGAUGAUGGAGGACAGGAAACCGCUGGGCACACCUGGGUUUCACCACACGGAGGAAGGCACCACUGCAUCUGGAAGCAAGCGCUGGGUUUCACAGUGGGCCAGUCUGGCUGCCAAUCACACGAGGCAUGAUCCAGCAGAAAGGACCAUGGAGCUGUCUGUCCCUGUUCCUUUAGAGAAUGAUGCAGAUGUCAGUGAGUCUGGCAUUUCCGUGAGAAGCAGCGGCUCCGCAGCCUCCCUGGCUGGGCAUGGAGAGAGGAGGCGGCGGACCCUUCCCCAGCUUCCCCAUGAGGAAAAGGCUCUUGAGAGCUCCAGAGCCAAGGCCCUGACGCCGAGGUCGGAGAUCGGGGAAAAGCAGGACACGGAGCUCCAGGAGAAAGAGGCCCCGGCGCAGGUAUACCAGAAAGACAGACCAGAUGCCGACAGGGCCCUGGGCAAGGUGAACAGGGCGGUCAAUGGGGAGACCCUGAGAACCGGCGGAGAUCACAAAGCCCUCCUGCACUUAGCCAUCUCCUCUCCUGGGAAGGAGAAAAAUGAACCCGACAAGGAAGCUUCUUUGGUUAAGCAAACAUUAGCCAAAAUUCAGCACCAGGAGCCAACGGAGCAGGCACAGUGGGCACCUACUAAAUUAUCUUCCAAAAAUGCGUCGGGUCCGGUAGAGAGAAGUAGGGAGGAGUCCCUUAAACAGGAGUCACAGCCUCAAGAGAAAAUCCCAGGACAUUCUGCGAGCAAAGGAGAGAGGGCGAUCCAAAGUGAGGGCAAGCGAAGAAAAGCCGAUGAGCUUCUGAAAGGCCACCCCCCCAAGGGAGGAGACAAGAAGGAGUCCUCCAAGCCCUUAGUGCGACAGGGAAGCUUCACCAUAGAGAAGCCCAGCCCAAACGUCCCCAUCGAACUGAUCCCCCACAUAAACAAGCAGACGUCAGCGACACCCCCUUCCUUAGCGUUGGCAUCCGCCAGUAGACUGCGCGACAGAAGUGACUCCAUGGAUGCCGACUCCAGUCUGGACACAACCCUCAUCCUGAAAGACACAGAAGCAGUCAUGGCUUUUCUGGAAGCGAAACUGCGAGAAGAUAAUAAAACCGACGAAGGCCCAGAUACCCCCAGUUAUAAUAGAGACAACUCCAUUUCCCCGGAGUCUGAUGUGGACACAGCCAGUACCAUCAGCCUGGUGACUGGGGACACGGAAAGGAAGUCAACCCAGAAGCGAAAGAGUUUCACCAGCCUCUACAAAGACAGGUGUUCCUCAGGCUCUCCGUCCAAGGAUGCUGCCAAGUCCUCCUCUGGUGCUAGGGAGAAGGUGGAGAAGAAAACAAAAAGUCGCUCCACGGAUGUAGGGCUGAGAGCAGAUGGGCGGAAAUUUGUCCAGUCCAGUGGGCGCAUGAGACAGCCGUCAGUGGACUUAACAGACGAUGACCAGACCUCCAGCGUACCUCAUUCUGCCAUCUCUGAUAUUCUGUCAUCUGAUCAGGAAACUUACUCCUGUAAACCCCUCGGGAGGACUCCACUUACCUCAGCUGAUGAGCACGCACAUUCCAAGCUGGAGGGAAGCAAGGGGACCAAGUCCAAGACUCCUCCAGUGGCCCCCGGCUCGGCCAGUAAGUCCACCACCCUCCCCAGGCCACGGCCCACCAGGACUUCCCUCUUGCGCCGCGCACGGCUUGGGGAAGCUUCAGACAGUGAACUUGCCGAUGCUGACAAAGCAUCUGUUGCUUCUGAAGUGUCCACGACAAGUUCAACGUCAAAGCCGCCCACGGGAAGGCGGAACAUCUCGAGGAUUGAUCUGUUGGCUCAGCCUCGGAGAACCAGGCUCGGCUCACUGUCCGCUCGCAGCGACUCGGAGGCGACCAUCUCUAGGGGUAGUGCCUCUUCAAGGACCGCAGAAGCCAUCAUUCGAAGUGGAGCCAGACUAGUCCCGUCGGAUAAAUUUUCUCCGAGAAUUCGAGCCAACAGCAUCUCUCGGCUGUCAGACUCCAAGGUCAAAAGUAUGACCUCAGCGCAUGGCUCACCUUCAGUAAAUUCAAGAUGGAGGCGCUUUCCUACUGAUUAUGCUUCCACCUCAGAAGAUGAAUUUGGAUCAAACCGUAACUCCCCUAAACAUACUCGUCUACGUACUUCUCCAGCCCUGAAAACGACACGAUUGCAGAGCUCUGGGUCAGCCAUGCCUACGAGUUCUUCGUUCAAGCACCGGAUCAAAGAGCAGGAAGACUACAUCCGAGACUGGACUGCUCAUCGAGAGGAGAUAGCCAGGAUCAGCCAAGACCUUGCUCUCAUUGCUCGGGAAAUCAACGACGUAGCCGGCGAGAUAGACUCGGUGACGUCCUCAGGCACUGCCCCUAGUACCACAGUAAGCACUGCCGCCACCACCCCUGGCUCUGCCAUAGACACUAGAGAAGAGUUGGUUGAUCGAGUUUUUGAUGAAAGCCUCAACUUCCGAAAGAUCCCUCCACUGGUUAAUUCUAAAACACCGGAAGGGAACAACUGUCGGGCUAACGAUUCAAGGCCUCAACCGCCAGAGCCUCCUGAUCACUUAACAAUCACGAGGCGGAGGACCUGGAGCAGAGAUGAGGUCAUGGGAGAUAAUUUGCUGCUCUCAUCCGUCUUCCAGUUCUCCAGGAAGAUCCGACAGUCCAUAGACAAAACAGCUGGGAAGAUCAGAAUACUAUUUAAAGAUAAAGAUCGGAAUUGGGAUGAAAUAGAAAGCAAGCUAAGAGCUGAAAGUGAAGUUCCCAUUGUGAAAACCUCAAGCAUGGAGAUUUCUUCCAUCUUACAGGAGCUGAAAAGAGUUGAAAAACAGCUUCAAGCGAUCAAUGCUAUGAUUGACCCGGAUGGAACCCUGGAGGCUCUGAACAACAUGGGCUUUCCCAAUGCUCUCUUGCCGUCUCCCCCCAAACAGAAGUCCAGCCCCGUCAACAACCACAGCAGCCCGGGGCAGACCCCGGCCCUGUGCCCGGCAGACGCGAGGGCUCUUCAUCCCGCCGCCAUCUCAAGUUCAGCUGAGUUUGAGAAUACCGAGUCGGAGGCUGACUUCAGCAUCCACUUCAACAGGUUCAACCCCGACGGGGAAGAGGAGGAGGUGACAGUGCCGGAGUGACUCUCUGGGAAGUUCCCUGGGGAAAGACUAGGAACAGUGGAAGCGGCGAAGCGUUGACUUGCACAAAACAAGACAGCUUGGUCAAGUACAA